Molecule: messenger RNA, 2375 nt
Organism: Anoplopoma fimbria (sablefish)
Lineage: Eukaryota; Metazoa; Chordata; Actinopteri; Perciformes; Anoplopomatidae
Gene: rfx3
Product: regulatory factor X, 3 (influences HLA class II expression)
Exons: 17
Coding region: 96-2375 (759 amino acids)
Biological process (GO): regulation of transcription by RNA polymerase II
Cellular component (GO): nucleus
Molecular function (GO): DNA-binding transcription factor activity, RNA polymerase II-specific; RNA polymerase II cis-regulatory region sequence-specific DNA binding
Source: RefSeq, a predicted model, not a curated record
GGCGACUGUAACCCACCAACAACAACCUCUCGCUCCAUCAUUACCACCUCCUCCACCAUCCUCAUCUUCAUCAACCAGUCCACAGCUCAGGCGCCAUGCAGACCCCUGAGGCAGGCGCUGACUCCACCUCCACAGUCCCUCUUCAGACCACCGUGCCUGUCCAGCCUACGGGCUCCACCCAGCAGGUGCCUGUCCAGCAACAGGCCCAGACUGUUCAACAGGUUCAGCAUGUUUACCCAGCACAGGUGCAGUAUGUGGAGGAAAACAGUGGCGUCUACACCAAUGGCAACAUAAGAACCUACUCAUACUCAGAGCCGCAGCUGUAUAGCCAGAACAGCGGAGGGAACUACUUUGACACACAGAGCAGCUCAUCACAAGUGUCCACUGUGGUGACAUCUCAUGGCAUGACCAACAAUGGAGGAGGGGGCAGUGGAGGAAUGAGCAUGAAUCUGGCCGGGGGUCAGGUAAUCAGCACCAGUCCUGGGUCUUACAUCAUGGACAACGCUGCACCCCACCCUGCCACCCAGACGGCACGGGCUUCCCCGGCUACUAUUGAAAUGGCGAUUGAGACGCUCCAAAAAUCUGAGGGUUUAUCCAGUCAGAGAAGCUCGCUGCUCAACAGCCAUCUCCAGUGGCUGUUGGACAAUUACGAGACAGCAGAGGGCGUUAGUCUACCACGAUCCACCCUCUACAAUCAUUAUCUGCGCCACUGCCAGGAGCAGAAACUGGACCCUGUCAAUGCAGCCUCCUUUGGUAAACUCAUCCGCUCCAUCUUCAUGGGACUCCGAACAAGGCGCCUAGGGACAAGAGGGAACUCCAAAUAUCACUACUAUGGUAUACGUGUGAAACCAGACUCGCCACUCAAUAGACUCCAAGAAGACAUGCAGUAUAUGGCCCUCAGACAGCAACCAGUCCAGCAGAAACAGAGGUUCAAACCCGUGCAGAAGUUUGAUGGCUGCUCUGGGGAGACUUACUCAGGUGGAGGCCAGCACCUUCCUGGUGCAGAAGAGCAGACAGUCAUUGCACAGAGUCAACACCACCAGCAGUUCCUUGAUGCGUCGCGGGCACUCCCUGACUUUGUAGAGCUGGACAUAGGACCGAGCAAUACAGAGGACAUCAGCCCAGAGGAUGUGAAAGCUCUCCAGUCCCUUUACAGAGAGCACUGUGAGGCUAUCCUGGAUGUGGUUGUUAACCUCCAGUUCAGUCUCGUUGAGAAGUUGUGGCAGACAUUCUGGCGUUAUUCUCCCCCGGACUCUGUAGAGGGUGCCACUGAGACAGAAAACAGCAGUUUAAGUGAGAUUGAAGCUCGGCUGCCCCGCUCACAGCUACUGGAACUGUGCAGAAACGAGGCUGUUCUCAAAUGGAUGAGUACCUGUGACCACCUAAUGUACCAGGCCCUCGUGGAGAUCCUCAUCCCUGAUGUCCUGAGACCCAUUCCCAGUGCCUUGACUCAAGCCAUUCGCAACUUUGCCAAAAGCCUGGAAGGUUGGCUCAAUAAUGCCAUGAAUGCCAUUCCACAGAGAAUGAUCCAGACCAAGAUUGCCGCUGUUAGUGCCUUUGCGCAAACACUGCGCAGAUACACAUCUCUGAACCACCUGGCUCAGGCGGCACGUGCUGUUUUGCAAAACACAUCACAGAUUAACCAGAUGCUGAGCGAUCUCAACCGUGUUGACUUUGCCAACGUACAGGAGCAGGCAUCGUGGGUGUGCCAGUGUGAGGAGGGAGUUGUGCAGCACUUGGAGCAGGACUUCAAGGCCACGCUACAGCAGCAAAGCUCUCUGGAGCAAUGGGCAGCUUGGCUGGAGAACGUGGUCACUCAGGUGCUCAAGCCUUACGAGCACCGGCCCAGCUUCCCCAGAGCGGCUCGACAGUUCCUGCUCAAGUGGUCCUUCUAUAGUUCUAUGGUGAUCAGGGACCUGACCCUUCGCAGUGCUGCCAGCUUUGGUUCCUUCCACCUGAUUCGCCUGCUGUACGAUGAGUACAUGUUUUACCUUGUGGAGCAUCGGGUGGCACAAGCUACUGGAGAGACACCCAUUGGUGUCAUGGGGGAGUUUGACAGCCUCAACACGCUGUCCCUCUCUAACAUGGAUAAAGAUGAAACCAGUGGGAUGGACAGUGACUUAGACGACGACAUAGAGGAGACGGGGGAACCUCUCGCAAAGCGGGAAAAGUCGGAGCACGAGGUCAUCCAGGUGAUCCAGGUCGGGGCGCUGGAGGACGGGUCCCACCCUGUAGUGGGGGUCGUCCAGCCCGGUGUCCUCCACUCGCUGCCCCAGCCCCCGCAGGACCACUCUGAGCACAUCCUUACCCCUUCUGCCGCCACACCCACCAUCCGCCACUGCAGCGCCACAGGCAACACCUACGCCUCAGUUUGA